Molecule: messenger RNA, 447 nt
Organism: Cucurbitaria berberidis CBS 394.84
Lineage: Eukaryota; Fungi; Ascomycota; Dothideomycetes; Pleosporales; Cucurbitariaceae
Exons: 2
Coding region: 1-447 (148 amino acids)
Source: RefSeq, a predicted model, not a curated record
AUGCUCUGGACAGAGCCUGCAGGUCAGGCCAAUCCUGGACGAACACGAAACUCUACACACUUCAGUAUGGUGUGGUGUGGCGAGCAAGCGUUUAGUGAGAUACGACGCUUUGUCGUCGUUCGUAACAAGGGGACUUUUAGCCAGUGCAUCCCAAUCCAAACUUACAAGGGCCGCGGUGCCACUAAGCCUGGCUUAGUAAUGAACGACCAUGGUGUAAUACAUACUUCUAAAGAUCCACCUGGAUUGAUAUCCGGAGAAAACCUUACGAAAUACUCGAUUCGUGUCGAGUCAACGGCAGGAGAGACCCUCGACGUGGAGAGUCGAGUGAACUACGGCAAAGCUUACGCGGUCGAACACAACGUCAAGGUACUCGACAUAGGUAUGGUGAUGGAGGGCCACCGUUAUCUGAUUAGCACCUACUUCGACAGGGCUAUGCGAGGCCAAUGA